Molecule: messenger RNA, 3104 nt
Organism: Aquila chrysaetos chrysaetos
Lineage: Eukaryota; Metazoa; Chordata; Aves; Accipitriformes; Accipitridae
Gene: ARL4C
Product: ADP ribosylation factor like GTPase 4C
Exons: 2
Coding region: 244-1083 (279 amino acids)
Biological process (GO): intracellular protein transport; endocytic recycling
Cellular component (GO): cytoplasm
Molecular function (GO): GTPase activity; GTP binding
Source: RefSeq, a predicted model, not a curated record
GGCGGAAGGCGGCGGCGCGGCCCCUCCUCCCGGGCGGGGCGGUGGCCGGCGGGUCCCGCAGCCCUGCCGCCGCGUGGAGCCGCGCUGCCUGCUCCCUGCCUGCUGCCUGCCUGCUGCCUGCUCGCUGCCCGCUCCCAGCCCAGCUCGCCGCCGCCGCCCCCCCCCCCCCCCCCCAGCCGUGCCCCUGCGGGCCGGCGGCGCGGGGAUGGGCGCGGGGCUGUGAGGGCGGCGUGAGCCGUGGCCAUGGGGAACAUCUCCUCCAACAUCUCCGCCUUCCAGUCCCUGCACAUCGUCAUGCUGGGCCUGGACUCGGCGGGGAAGACCACGGUGCUGUACCGGUUGAAGUUCAACGAGUUCGUCAACACCGUGCCCACCAUCGGUUUCAACACGGAGAAGAUCCGGCUGAGCAACGGGACGGCCAAAGGCAUCAGUUGCCACUUUUGGGACGUGGGUGGGCAGGAGAAGCUGCGCCCGCUCUGGAAGUCCUACAGCCGCUGCACCGAUGGCAUCAUCUACGUGGUGGACUCGGUGGACGUGGACCGGCUGGAGGAGGCCAAAACAGAGCUGCACAAGGUGACCAAGUUCGCCGAGAACCAAGGUACCCCGCUGCUGGUCAUCGCCAACAAGCAGGACCUGCCCAAGUCCCUGCCGGUGGCCGAGAUCGAGAAGCAGCUGGCCCUCCACGAGCUGACCCCUUCCACCACCUACCACAUCCAGCCCGCCUGCGCCAUCAUCGGCGAGGGGCUCACGGAGGGCAUGGACAAGCUCUACGAGAUGAUCCUCAAGCGGAGGAAGUCCCUCAAGCAGAAGAAGAAGCGAAAAGACAAUAGUGGUGACAACAAAGCCGCUCCCGCCAGCCAAGCCCACAUCCCGGCUGCGGGCGAGAGCCGGGAUCUCCCCUCUCCCACCGCCCCUUGCCGCGGACCACCGUCCUCCCAGGGGCCGGAUCCGGAUCUCCUGGGGCCCCUGGGCCGGGCUGGAGACGUGCUACCGGGCCGAGACCCCCCGCCGUCCUUCGAGACCACCGAGCUUUUUUUGUGUGCCGGGGGCGAACAGGGCAGGACCCUGUUGAAGUGCAUUUGAGAGAAGCCCGGCGUGCUUCUGGAUCUUUAACGUGUGCAUUUUUUUUGGGGGGGGGGGGGGCGAGGAUGCUAUGGGGGGCAAGAAGGCAGCACCCGGGUUUGGCAAGGUCACCGGUGAGGGGGCUUCCCGAUACUUGCCCGCAUCCCCGCAUCCCUCCCCCGCGUUUGUGGGUGGGAAGGGGUGUCGAAAGCGGAGGGGGGGGGGGGCUUGGACCAGCACAAAAUGUCUUGGGGGGUGUGAUGGGUAAGAGGACAAACCCCCUCCCCCCACCCCCCCCUCCUGGCUGGUGUUUUAGGGUGCGGAUGGGCGCAGAGCAAGGACAGGCAGCCUUCAGCCGGGGGGGGGGGGGGGGGGGGUUGCUGCUAAGCCUGCGGCUCCGGGGGUGCCUAGCAGCUGCUGACCAGUGCUGAGCUUUAAGCUGUUUGCUUAAAAAAAGAAGGAAAAAAUCAAAAAAGGUUUUGGGUGAACGCUGCUGGAAGUGUUUGGGGGGGGGGAUGUCCAGGAGUCCCCCUUCUCAAAGGCUUAAUUGUGUCAUCUUCUGAAGCAAAGCCCUGAGCAGGUCUUUAUUGUGCCCAGGCAGAGGCAUGCUCCAAGGUGCUAAUUUGCUCCAGCUGGGGUGAUCCAAACUAGGGGUUAAUUAAAAAAAAAAAAAAAAAACCAAACAGAAAAAGCAAGCGUCAUGGUACUGGUCACUGUGCUGUCGGUGCAAGAGGUCAGGGCAGCGCUUGCUAAACGUGGGGUUUUCGGGGGGUCAUGGCAGGGCAGGACGGACGGACAGCUCCCGGCACUGCCCGCUGAGAUGGCCAGAGCUUGCAAAAUCUCUGCUGGAAAGGGACUCGGCAGCGCCGGGAAAAUGGCAGGGUGUGAGGAGACAUGGGGGGGCGGGGGGUAACAUUGGGGGGUGCUAGUUUUUUUAUAAAGAUUUAAACCCGAUACAAAGCAGAGAGCCCCUUGCUGCCAGCAGUAGCUGUGUGGGCUGCCUCUGCCUGCUGAGCGCCCGGGGCAGGGUCAGGCCCCGCCACGUCCUUCUGCAGGUGAAUUUUGGUACCUGGAAGGGACUGGGGACCAAAAAGCCAUUUGUUGUCUGUGUUUUCGCCUGGGACCCAGCUCUCUGGAGGAGAAAAGCAGGGUCUCGGCUUUCCAUGCUGCCCACGGAGCAGAAGCAGGCAGCCCUCAGGGGCCAAAUACCCUGAGUUUUGAGCCACGCAGUCUGGCAGGAUUUUCUGGUGAUUUUACACCAGCCUUCCCAUUUGAAAACCCCUUCCCAGAGCAGCCAAGGAGAAACCACCAAGCAGACAAAAGAAAAAUGCCCUUCGGGUUUCAGGGAGUUGAUUCUCCCCUUGCAGCAAUGAGCGCGGCACCUUCCAAAUAGCGGGUUUUUUGUUAGGAAACAAAUGUUGCAGCCAAGUAGUAUUUCUCUUCUUGCGGGAUUUGAGUUCCCAACGCGAGUCCUGACUUGUGUGCUGAGUGAGUGGGCUGGUCCCAUCAGUUCAGGUGGCUCUGUUCCCGCUUCCUUGGGUUUUCUUUGCUUUGUCUUCACCUCCAACACUUUGGUACUUGCUGUCAAGAGAGGAAAAAAAAAAUUAUUUAUUUUUGAUGCCACAGAAGCCACGUGCAGUAACCCUUUUUUUGGAGAGCGACCCAUUUUAGAGGCGAAACAUAAAGCUACGUUUUCCCCACCAACUCAAAAGCGAUCAGGUUUUAACAAUGACACGUGCAGGCUAUUAGCUGUGGGUUUUGCCUCCUUGCUGUCAAGACGUAGGUCUUGAUUUAGCAAAUGCUGGCAUGGAAAGCCCGGUGGCAUGCAUUUACGGAGUUUGGUCCUUCCUGGGAGUUUGUUACACCCAGCUCAGCUGAGCAUCCCCUUGGAGAAAUGGCUGGUUUUUGGCAGAGCACUGAAGCGUGCGCUGAACUGGCAGCGCAGGCUUGAAGCUUCAGCUGAGCCAGGUGGGACGCUGUGGCGGUGCCGUUCCUACCAACUCUGCUUUCUGCAAUAAUUAAAAAGACUUUUCCAAUUAGUA